AUGAUUGAUGCCAAUCCACACCCAAAACAAAAUGUUUCAAUACCACAGUGGUCUCUAUAUCAUCUCCACAACAACAACAAUUUCACUCGGACGAACAAGUCUUUACAAUUAUUUGCUCCUUCAGAGGAGACACUCCAUGUCGAAAGAACUUUCCGAAAUACUUUUAAAAUUUCGAGUCAAGUGAAUUGUUCUUCGUAUGACAUUUCUGAACUCAUGUCGGAGGGAUGUUCAUUUCGAAAAGAAUUAAUUUUUAUUAUUAAUCCUGAUGAUGUAUGGAUUACGAAUGAAGAUUGCAACUUGGUGGAUAAUGCCAAUCAUUCAACAGUUAUUUGUUCAUCAUUGCGAAAAGCAUUUAAUUAUUCAGUGCCAAUCAUUGAACAACUGUAUGAGAAGGCAAACUCUACGCCAUGCACACAAGUCAUUCUUCGUAUGGUUAUUGUCAAGGAUUUAUUGAACCAAGAUGAAAAUUGUAAAAUUCCAUUUGCCUUUCCUGCGAAUUACCUUUUUCAAUACAAUUUUCGAGUCUCUGUGAUUUUUAUUUCCGAGUCACAUCAACGAUCGACGCUAGGAUUGAACACUCAUGAAAAACCAUUCAUUGAUUGUUCAAAGUAUGAUGGACAACUUUUUGAAAAGUACACAAAUAUCAGACAACUGCAGAUUGUGAGAGCAAUUGCAGCGAUAGGAGUACGACUGGAAAAUAUCGAGGUAGAUUGCAUUUAUGUGAUGCAUGAUUCUGUUAUGAAAAAUGUUGCAUCUGAAUGUAAAACAUCGCAUGUACUAUUUUGUGACGGAAAGAUUCAAAAUGUCACUCUUGAUUUUGUUGGUCCUGAUAAGAUAUUGUUCGAAAAUAUGACAAUGGUUAAUUCUUUCGCUUCGUUUGCUGGAGCAAAUACGUUUUCAUUGCAUGAAAGCUCCAUUUAUAAUUCAGAAAUUCAGGCCAAAGACAUUGACGACACUUCCAUUUUUAAUACACAAUGUUUCUCAACGCCUCUCAAGUUAUCAGUAGUGAGAUCUGUGAACAUUUCUAGAUCCGAAUUUUCCACAAUGGAUUCUCAAUUGAAUGUAAUGGAGAGACCACAAGUACUAAUUCAUAUCAAUUUGGUAUUUUUCUUUUCAUUUAUAGAUAGCAAGGUAUAUAAUGUGAAUGCCAAAACUGCAUUGUAUUUAGAAAAUUCCUUUUCUAUCGAUAUUUCUAACUCUCAAUUCCUUCACAGUAACUUUACAGAUUCUACCAUUCGAGCAGAAAACGUUGAACAUUUUUACCUUGAUGAUAUUCUUUUUGAGAAUAAUAUUGGAAGAAAUUCAAUUAUGAGCAUUAUCGAAGUGACCAAAAUACAAGCAAAUUAUUGUCACUUUUAUAGAAAUCAAGUGAGUGUAUAUGGAACCAUACUAAUAUCUUCAACAAAAGAUACCACUUACGCUUCCAUCUUUCAAAGCACCUUCAGAAGUAAUAUAGCUCAAGGAGGAGGUGCAAUAUUUGCAUCACGUAAAGUUCAUGUGCUCGUCACACUAUGUGUAUUUAAUGGAAAUAGAGCUGAGCUCUUUGGUGGAGCCAUUUAUAGUAUUCACCCAUCACUAAUUGAGAUCUCCAUGAGCAAAUUUUACGAUAAUAGCGUUACUUAUCCCCGUAUCACGGAAAACUCCAAACAGAAUAUCGGUUCAGGAGGUGCUCUUGCCAUCACUCUUGAAUAUACUGGCAAAGAACAACAAGCCCAAACAACAGUAAUCAUGACGAAUAUUGACUGUCAUGAUAAUGCAGCCAUCAGGGGUGGAUGCAUAUUUAUUGAAUCAGAUACACGAGCUAUUUUAGAGAAUGUAGAUGUCAAACACAAUACUGCAUACUAUGCAGGUGGAGGUCUAUUCUUAAAAAAUUCUACAAACAUUUUUGUGGAACGUAAUCUGAAUGUUGAAGAUAAUAAGGUAAUUGCUGGAUAUGGACAAAACAAAGCCACAACUAUUGCUAGAGUGGAAUGGCAAUUGAGAUAUAUGGAUGACAACUCCUCUCCACUACAUACAAACUCUAUUUUCUUAGGUCAAAAAUGUAAUUUGACAUUUACCAAGUUUUAUGACAGCUAUGGUCAUGUCAUCCCACAAAAUGAUGAAAUAAUGGAAAUUUUGAUUGUCAAUGCAACAAAUUUAUUAAGAUUAACUUCAGUGGAAACAAAUAAUGCUAACGGAGUGUUGUUUGAUGUUGGAAUUGAUGUCUCCUAUACUUUUAUUCCAAAUAAUGUGACACUCAUUGUGAGGUUCAGUAAGCUCAAAUUCCCUAUUGAUCUCACACUUCGAGAAUGUCCAUCUGAUUAUGAAAUGUAUUCAAAUUUAGUGGUAGCUUCUUGCAGGAAAAAAAGUUCCUUCAUCAUGUUAAUGCCUCUCAUUAUUGUCAUGUCUGUAUUGACACUUUUGAUUGGUGUGAGUAUUGGAACUAUUGCAUCCGUGUUCAUUCGGCGUCUAAUGGUUAAAAUUAACAAAUUGAAUGAAAGGGAAAAAGCUGAAAGAGAAAUUGAAAAGAAAAUUAGACGUCAAGAAAUUUCUUAUAUUGUAAAAGACACAACUCCCUUACUUGCAUCAAUGAAGCAUCAUCAUGAUCACCAUCAGAGUUACAUUAUACCUUCAAAUGAAUUGAAUUUUGUUGAAAAGAUUGGAGCAGGAACUUUUGGUGUCUGCUUUAAGGCAAUUUUGAAUGGCACCAGCGAAGUUGCUGUCAAAGUGAUUCAAGAAAACACAGACGAAGAAUCUGUGAACCAAGAUUUUGAAAAGGAAGUCUAUUUGUUAAGUCAGUUGAGAAAUCCACAUAUUGUGACAUUCUUUGGUGUGUGCCUCACCGAAUCGAAAAAGUUCAUCGUCGUUGAGUAUUUACAGAGAGGAAGUUUAGAAAAAUUAAUUACCGAAUGCAGAAAUGGAAAGUCUAAAAAGUUAGACAUGACGACAAAGCUCAAAAUACUGUUAGACAUAUCUGCUGGUAUGAUCUACUUGCAUGGAAAGAAUAUCAUUCAUCGUGACUUGAAGCCUGCUAACAUUUUGCUUGCUGAUAAUGGAGUUGCUAAGGUCUGUGAUUUUGGUACUUCUAAAUUGAUUUCGAACCAUACUGAUCGAUCAACCAUGACGUACAACAUUGGAACACUCUUCUAUUCAUCACCAGAAUCAUUUAGUCAAGGAGAGCAUCACCAAUACUCUAUUAAUGAAAGUAUUGAAGAUGAUUCAAUUUCUUCAUCAGAUCUUGCAAAACGAACAGAUGUUUAUAGCUAUGCAAUUAUUAUGUGGGAAUUGUUUUUUGAAGAGUCACCCUAUUCAAAAUACACAGGUGACAAGAUGAAUAUGUUCGAUAAUGACUCCUUUGCAUUGAAUUCAAAUCAUGACAUUCAAAAUCAAUUGGUCAAUCCAUUUAGUAUUUGCCUUCAAGUGGUGUCUAAAGGGUUACGACCAAAAAUUCCAUUUCAUAACAAGGAACAAAUGUUGGAGUGGUGCAACAUUUAUUUACUCAAUGUGAAUAUUGAAAUUGUGGAUCAGUACUUUGAAUUGAUGAAACGCUCAUGGUCGAGAGAUCCAAGAGAUCGACCCAAUUUUGAUUAUAUUUAUGGAGUCAUUAAGAAAUUACAUGCAUCAUCUUCAAAGAAAUAG
Molecule: messenger RNA, 3618 nt
Organism: Naegleria fowleri
Lineage: Eukaryota; Heterolobosea; Eutetramitea; Acrasida; Naegleriidae
Exons: 3
Coding region: 1-3618 (1205 amino acids)
Biological process (GO): protein phosphorylation
Molecular function (GO): ATP binding; protein kinase activity
Source: RefSeq, a predicted model, not a curated record